UUUGUGUGAGUACAGUACGUGAACACGAGUGCGAAAAUGAGGAGAGCUAAUUACAAGCCCAUUUUUGCCUCUUUUUUGCUCUCAGUGGUUACGAUCCAAUGCAUGCUUCAAUCUUCGGCAUCCCUGAGUGUCGGCUACUACAAGUCGAAAUGCCCGAACGCCGAAGGCAUCGUUGCAGACGCUGUGCGCAGCGCCAUCACCGGCUCCGGCGACCGCGGCAUUGGCGCAGGCCUCAUCAGGCUCCACUUCCACGAUUGCUUUGUUAGGGGAUGCGACGCCUCUGUGCUUCUCGACGGACCGAACACGGAGAAAACGGCGCCGCCGAACCUCAGCCUGCGAGGGUUCGAAGUGAUCGACACGGCCAAGUCCCGGCUCGAGUCCGCAUGCCCCGGGAAAGUCUCCUGCGCCGACAUCUUGGCCUUCGCGGCCCGCGACUUGGUGGUCCUGCUGGGCGGCGUCAACUACACUGUCCCCUCGGGGCGCCUCGACGGCAGCACCUCCAGCUCGUCCGAGGCCAUGCAGUUCCUGCCCCCGCCCUUCGGCGACGUCUCGCAGAUCCAGAGCAUGUUCGCGGUCAAAGGGCUGACCCUGGACGACAUGGUCAUCCUCUCCGGGGCCCACGCGGUCGGCCGGUCGCACUGCUCCUCCUUCUCGAACCGCCUCUACUCCUGGAACUCCCCCGACGGCGUCGACCCGUCCAUGGACAAGAACUUCGCUGCCUACUUGAAGACCAAGUGCCCGGAGAACGGCGGCGGGGACCCGGCGCACAAGGUGCUUUUCACGUCGGACCAGACGUUGCUGAACAACGCGCAGGCGGCGGCGCUGGUGAACCAAAGCUCUAACCAGCCGUACACGUGGCCGAGGAGCUUCAACAAGGCGAUGGUGAAGAUGGGCGCCAUCGAGAUACUCACCAGCGCCAACGGCGGCCGGAUCAGGAAGAAUUGUAGGGUGGCGAACUGA
Ananas comosus (pineapple) is the source of this 960-nucleotide messenger RNA. Its product is annotated as peroxidase 5-like. The transcript has 3 exons. NCBI's taxonomy places the organism in Eukaryota, Viridiplantae, Streptophyta, Magnoliopsida, Poales, Bromeliaceae. Gene Ontology annotation, cellular component: plasmodesma; plant-type cell wall. Gene Ontology annotation, biological process: response to oxidative stress; hydrogen peroxide catabolic process. Gene Ontology annotation, molecular function: heme binding; peroxidase activity. The record is from RefSeq and is a predicted model, not a curated record. Bases 37 to 960 code for a protein of 307 amino acids.